AUGCGGCUAAGUCAGACCAGCAUGUCUUCCUCCGCUUUGCCUUUGCCACACAGAUGCUCGUUCACCACCACCACCUCAUUCGCCCAAUCCAACCGUACAUAUUCUUCAACACCUGUAAACAACAAAGCCCCAUUGGCUUCUCCCCACCUUGAUCAACAAUGCUCUUCCCAGGACUCCAUCAAACGCCAUUUCGACCACGGCUUCCCUCAAAAGCCAAAAACCAUUCGGUACCGUUUUAGCCAGCUCUGCAAAGAGGGCCAAAUACAUGUUGCCCGCCAACUGUUCGACUCAAUUCCUCAACCAACUACGGUUCUCUGGAACGCGAUUAUCAUUGGGUAUAUUUGCAACGACUUGCACCAUGAAGCCAUUGCUUUGUAUUCCAAAAUGAUGAAGAGUUCCAGUCAGCACCAGCCUGAUCCUUACACUUUCUCAUCUGUUCUGAAAGCUUGCGCCGAAACGAAAGAGCUCAGAAUAGGUAAAGCAGUUCAUUGUCAUAUUUUGAGGUCGGGUAUAUACGCUGGUAGGAUUGUGUAUAACUCUCUUUUGAAUGUGUAUGCCACUUGCCUGAGCAGUUUUGAUGCUUUAUAUAGCUGUGACUUGGUGAAAAGGGUGUUUAGUACUAUGCCUAAAAGAAAUGUGGUUGCUUGGAACACCAUCAUUUCUUGGUAUUUGAAAACAGAGAGACCUGUUGAAGGGCUAGUCCAUUUUGUGAUGAUGUUGAAAAUGGGUAUAAAACCGACUCCUGUUAGUUUUGUUAAUGUGUUUCCGGCCACUUCUAGAGUGAUGGGUGUUCAAAUUGCUCAUGUUCUUUAUGGCAUGGUUAUUAAAUUUGGGGAUGAGUAUGUUAAUGAUUUGUUUGUUGUGAGUUCAGCAAUAUAUAUGUAUGCUGAGCUCGGUUGCCUUGCUGAAGCUAGGAGGAUUUUUGACCAUUGCUUGGAGAGGAAUAUAGAGAUUUGGAACUCUCUCAUUGGUGGAUGUGUUCAGAAUAAUUGUGCCAUUGAAGCACUUCAUCUUUUUCUCGAAGCACUAGAGGCACAAGAUGAUGUUGGAGUUGAUGAUGUGACUUUUCUUUCAGCGUUAACUGCAACAUCACAAUUGCAGAGUCUAGGUUUUGCUCAGCAGCUACACGCAUCCUUGAUUAAGAAUUCAUUGGUAUCACAUGCUAUCCUUCAAAAUGCCAUUGUGUCCACGUAUUCGAAGUGCAAUAGCAUUAGUGAAUCAUUUCGAGUUUUUAAUGGAAUGCAAGAAAGAGAUAUUGUUUCUUGGAAUACAAUGGUUUCUGCACUAGUACAGAAUGGAAUGGAUGUUGAGGGAUUGAUGCUUGUGCACGAGAUGCAAUCUCAAAAAUUUAUGAUUGAUGGUGUAACUAUCGCUGCUGUACUUUCUGCAGCAUCAAAUUUAAGAAAUCUGGAUAUUGGAAAACAGACCCAUGCUUACUUGAUCAGGCAUAGAAUUCAAUUUGAAGGGAUGAAUACUUAUGUAAUAGAUAUGUAUGCUAAAUCUGGUAUGAUGAAAGCUGCACAAGCAGUGUUCAAUAUGAACUGCUCAAAGGAUAGAGACCCAGCCAUGUGGAAUGCUAUGAUUUCAGCAAAUACCCAUAAUGGGUUAAUUGAGAAAUCUUUUGCUGUCCUUAGGCAGAUGCUUGAGCUGGAUCUCACUCCAACUGCUGUCACAUUGGCAUCAAUUCUCCCUGCAUGCAGUCAGUCGGGAAGUUUAGCUCUGGGUAAGGCAAUCCAUGGUUUUGCUAUUCGCAACUUUCUGGAUGAUAAUGUCUUUGUGGGCUCUGCCCUGGUGGACAUGUACUCAAAAUCAGGUGCAAUCCACUAUGCAGAAAGUGUUUUUGAAAAGUCACCCAAUAAAAAUUCUAUUACUUAUACUAACAUGAUAGUGGGUUAUGGCCAACAUGGGAUGGGUGACAAAGCUAUCUUGCUUUUUGAUGCCUGGAGGGGAAGUGGAUUCCAACCUGACGGAGUUCCCUUCCUAGCGGCCUUGUCUGCAUGCAGUUAUUCAGGAUUGAUUACUGAAGGUCUUCAAAUUUUUGAGUCAAUGAGCGAUCAUGAGGUGCAGCCCUCUCUGGAGCACUAUGCUUGUGUGGUGGACAUGUUAGGACGAGUUGGUAGAGUGGUUGAAGCAUACAUGUUUGCUGAUGAAAUAGAUGAGGAGUGUAAUGUUCUAGGAAUCUGGGGUUCACUUCUUGCUGCUUGUCGAAUACAUAAAAAUUUUGAAUUGGGAAAAGUUGUUGCUGACAAGUUGCUUGCCUUGGCCGGAGGAGAUAAGACGACAGGUUACCAUGUGCUACUUUCAAAUAUUUAUGCAGCCGAAGGAAACUGGGAAUAUGUAAAUAGGGUGAGAAGAGGAAUGAGGGAAAAAGGUCUGACAAAAGAGGUAGGGUGCAGUUGGAUUAACAUUUCUGGUGUAGCACACUGUUUUGCAUCUAAAGAUGAAGCCCAUCCUGUCUGCUGUGAGAUAUAUGAAAUGUUGGGGUAUUUGAGCACCAAUAUGAAGGAUGCUGGUUAUAGUGCUUCUUUGAGAUGGCAAGAAGUUUGGAUCUCAGAAUUUGGGGAGUGAAUAUUUAUACUGUAUUCAAUGCAACAGGAUCCCAUAAUUGGAAGAAAAUUCAUGUGAUUAUGCAGUCACCUGUUUGGGUUGGGCAGCAUAAGAUAGACAAAGAGACUCGGAACGUAUUGGCUACAUUUUAGUCGUCCUCCAUUUGCACGUGAUUCUCACGUGUUUGUUGGUUAACAAUUAACAAUUGGACGAAAGAGUUCUGAGGGCGAUUUUUUAAUGCGGGGCUCGAUGGACAUUGGCAGCUUACCCACUUUGCCAGGCAACUUCGCACGUUUCUACCCACUCCCUCAGUGCUUUUCCUUUCUUCAUUUUUUCAUUCAUCUCCCUCUCCUCUUCAUCCUUCUUCUUCCUCUUUUAUUUUGUUUUCUUAAUUUUUUUGGUCAAAAUUGCCUUCUUUCGUUUACCCUUUCUGCUGUAUGUAGAAGUAUGUGAUAAACGAGGACAAAGCUGAGAUUCUUCUAAGCUUUUAGGUGGUAUUCUUCUCUCUCCUCCAAACCCCAAAGUUCCGCCAUCUGUUUCUUGCUUGGUAUCAGGAACAAUGGUUCAAUGUAUAUCAAAAGUAGACCUUGUUCUACCCGCUCCCUCUCUUUGGCUUGUCUCUUGGAUAUCUCCUUCGUUGUCGACCACGUGUUCUUGAUUUCCCAAGGGAAGAGAGUCAAAUACAAAUUUCUAGAUCUCCUGCCAAUCAAAUGUGCAAAUGGUCCCUUCCUGAAUAGAAGUGCCAAAUUAUUGAACAACUUGAGCAAAGGAUUGUAAUGAUGGAAACUUCAUUAAGCAGGUUUGGAAUGAUCUUGGAUUCUGUUCAGAGUGACAUCAACCAAGUCGAUAAAGAAACAAAAGAAUUAGUGUUUGAGGAUAAGUAUUCAAUUCUACUACUACCCUUUUGUUUUUCUGUAUUUUGUGCGGACCAGAUCCAUCGAGCUUUGCAUGUCCGUUAACUUUCAUUUUUUAUGACUUUUAUUACCUGUUGAUGACUAUAAACAUUCAGAAGCCCAAACUUCUUCACUCUUCAGGCACUUAAUUCAAUCAAUUACCGGAAAAAAAGGAACACUACAGAAUUUUCUUGAAGGUAGUAAAGAGUUCAGAGCUUCAUAGUCACACUGUAUCAGAUGAAUUUCAAGUCUUGGGCUCUUUAAUUUGCUCAAGGACAGUUUGCCUAACGCAGAUUUUUUUCCCCUGCAGUUGGGUCCUUUUUUUACCAUAGAAGUUUUGUCUCCUAUUUCACCAACUAGCUACUACCAUUGGAAGUCCUCCUGUGAUCGCUGUGCACUGAACUUGUAGGAUAUUCAUGGUUUCUGAAUACUCUUUAUGUGAUAUCCAUGAUGCUGUUGUACGAGGAUGUGCAUUUAUACUACGUUGGGACAUCGUCUGCCAUGCAAAUGAAUGUUCUUUUGUGAGCCAUCCUUUACCAUCCAACAGGAAGAGUUUACAAGUAAUAGAUAGCUAAUGAUUUACGAGUAGCAGAAAUUUGAAGUAAACAUGAUGAAUGCUUGAUGGUCGUUUGUGUGGAACUAAAUGCAUUAUCACUCUCAGUUUUUGUUGAAAAAAAAAUUUAUUUUAUUUUUUUGUAUAAAUGGAUCAA
Molecule: messenger RNA, 4150 nt
Organism: Coffea eugenioides
Lineage: Eukaryota; Viridiplantae; Streptophyta; Magnoliopsida; Gentianales; Rubiaceae
Product: pentatricopeptide repeat-containing protein At3g22150, chloroplastic-like
Exons: 5
Coding region: 1-2568 (855 amino acids)
Biological process (GO): RNA modification
Molecular function (GO): RNA binding; protein binding
Source: RefSeq, a predicted model, not a curated record